Salarias fasciatus (jewelled blenny) is the source of this 2499-nucleotide messenger RNA. RefSeq names its product rap1 GTPase-activating protein 2-like. NCBI's taxonomy places the organism in Eukaryota, Metazoa, Chordata, Actinopteri, Blenniiformes, Blenniidae. The record is from RefSeq and is a predicted model, not a curated record. Gene Ontology annotation, molecular function: GTPase activator activity. The transcript is spliced from 24 exons. Gene Ontology annotation, cellular component: cytoplasm; plasma membrane. Gene Ontology annotation, biological process: regulation of small GTPase mediated signal transduction. The coding region runs from base 298 to 2373 and encodes 691 amino acids.
CUCCUGGCUGUGAAUUGAAGUGGUAGACGAGAAGGAAACAUUAACGUUGGGAGGAUAAAGGGAGGGAGAGGGGGAGGAGGAGGAGGAGGAGGAGGAGGAGGAGGAGGAGGAGGAGGGCGUCUGACAGGGAUGAGAGUAUUUAUAGGUGGAGGGAUGUGGAGUUAGAGAGGGAGAGAAGGCAGCAGAGGUACAAAGAAAGAGGGAGAGAGAGAGAGAGAGAGAGAGAGAGCCGGGGAGGGAGAUCCAGACACAAUAAGAAGGAAGAGGAGACAAAGAGGAGGAGGAGGAGGAGACACCAUGCUGAGGAGGAAGAGGAGCGUGUCGUUCGGAGGCUUCGGAUGGAUCGAUAAGUCCACAGUGAGCGCUCUCAGAGCUCGGAAGCAGGAGCAGCUCACCAUCUCUAAUGUUGCUGUGGCAGACUGCCCCCCCUCGCCCCCCCGCACCGCACCCCCCACCAUGAAGUCUGCUCACUUCUUCGAUAUGAUGGACAGGAUGGAGCAGGUCCCAGAAACCGCCGAGAUCAGGACGCCCCCUCAGAGACAGAAGGACGACUACAUUCCUUAUCCCAGGAUAGAGGAGGUGCUGGAGAAGGGGGCGCCGUACCCCCAGGUCAUCCUCCCCCAGUUCGGAGGGUACUGGAUCGAGGACCCGGAGGCUCCUCCUCCUCCUCCCGCGCCUCCUGCAGAGGGUGAGGAUGAGGACGUCGAGGACGGAGGGGGAGGAGGGCAGCGGGAAGCAGAGGAUUUUGGGUAUCGGCUGGAGGAGAUGAACCAGGCGGCGCGGGCGUACCGGAAGCACUUCCUGGGCAAGGAGCAUCUGAACUUCUGCUGCUCGGCCGGCGCUCUGGGAAACCUCCUGCUGUCCGUGAGGCAUGAGGAGGAGAAGGAGGAGGAGCACCUCCACGUCAUCGUCAGGUCCCGGGUGAAGAGCGUCUACCACAGACUGUCCCUGACGGAGCUGACGGACAUCCCGAGCGUCCCGGAGCUGGCCAAGCUGCUGUGCGACGAGGCGGCGGGUCUGCGUUUCAGCCCCGUCCUCUACCCCAAGGCGUCGCAGCUGAUCGUCACCUACGACGAGCACGAAGUCAGCAACACCUUCAAGUUCGGAGUCAUUUUCCAGAGGUUUGGGCAGGUGUCGGAGGAGGAGCUUUUCAGGAACAACGAAGAGACGCCGGCCUUCACAGAGUUCCUGCAGAUGCUGGGAGACACGGUGGAGCUGCAGGACUUUAAAGGGUUUCGGGGUGGUCUGGAUGUGUCCCACGGCCAGACGGGGUCUCAGUCCAUCUACACCGUCCACAGGCGGCAGGAGAUCAUGUUCCACGUGUCCACCAAGCUGCCCUUCACCGAGGGCGACGCCCAGCAGCUGCAGAGAAAGCGUCACAUAGGCAAUGAUAUCGUGGCAGUGGUGUUUCAAGAAGAGGCCACGCCCUUCGUCCCAGAUAUGAUCGCCUCCAACUUCCUGCACGCCUUCGUCCUGGUGCAGGCGGAGGAGCCCUGCGGUGACAACACCUCCUACAAGGUGUCCGUCACAGCAAGAGAAGACGUCCCACAGUUCGGCCCGCCUCUCCCGAAUCCGGCCGUCUUCAAGAAGGGCCCAGAGUUCAGAGAGUUUCUCCUCACUAAACUCAUCAAUGCCGAGCUUGCCUGCUACAAAAGCGACCGCUUCGCACGGCUGGAGGAGCGAACUCGGGCCGCCCUGCUGGACAGUCUGAAUGACGAGCUGCAGAGGCGCUCCCAGAGCAUGCUGGGAUUGACGUCGGGUGCCGAGGAGGACGGGCGUUCUGAGAACGGACACGCCCACGGAGGACUCCUGGAGUCCAUCAAGAGGGCGAUGAGGGGGCGGAGCGUCUCCAUGGAGACCAUGUCAAGGGGCGGGGCAGGACUCCCCACCAGUCUGAGUGGCGGGGGUCUGGCACACAUCAGCAUGGAGUAUAACGUGAAAUCUCCAGUGAAGAGGCGAUCCGGACUCUUUCCUCGCCUGCUGAGCGUCGACAGCCAGACGGAGAAACACAACCACAGGAGCCUCCUCAAUGAGCAGAGGAGCUUCGACAGCUGCCAGCCAAUGCUCGAGGUGAGGCCAGAGCUGCCGUCCAAUCCCAGCUCUCCGGAGGCGGGACAAAGAGACAGGAUCCAGCAGAGGCGGGAGAGCAGUAAGAUCUCCAGGUCGACGUCCAGCAGCUGCACCUUCAGCGUCCCUGCAGACGACUUACAGCCGCUGAGGCGUCCUGAGCUGUGUCAGGCGGCAUCGGAGGGCCCAUGUUCGAUUCCGCUGGUCGCCUGUCGGAGCCCCACAGAUGUGAGGAGCAGAAACUCACCCAGAUCCAACCUGAAGUUUCGCUUCGACAGACUGAGCCACUCCACAGCCGGAAACUGACCAUGAGGACACGAGGACGGCUGCAGUGUCAAACACUGUUUGUGCCAACAGCAAUAUCGGGGAGCGAGAGAUAAAGGAGCAUGUCGACGCUCCGUUUAUCCAGUCUAUUCAACUGUGGCAUCCCUC